Molecule: messenger RNA, 4183 nt
Organism: Dimorphilus gyrociliatus
Lineage: Eukaryota; Metazoa; Annelida; Polychaeta; Dinophilidae
Source: the annotation of a GenBank genome assembly
GCAUUUAAAGUUCGAGCAGGCGCCUGCCUAUACGGCCGCAGUUUGUUACAGUAGCAGCUGCAUGAGAAAGAUUUUUUGAAUUUAUUUUAUUUCUACGGCUACAUAGAACGGAAAAUUUUUUCAUCGAUUUCCCUUACUGUGAGCGCCUUUUAAGAGUAAGUCAACAAUAAGAAAUUCACUGUGUAUUAUACGUGUAUUCUUAUACACCUACAGGCCCUGAUCGAUGGAUAUUUAGUAUUGUAAAAUAGAAAAAAAAGUUACACGGAAGGAUGUUAGCAUACGGAAUACUAUAUAUUCUUAUAAAUUUGAUUGCUGCUAAUGAAAGGGAACCAAUCAAAAUAGGUGUUCUGUUGCCGGAAAGUUCAGAAGAUUUCAUUUAUCAUCAACGACACAGCUCUCCUUUGGUUAGAGCCGCUAUAUCGCUAGCAGUUGAUUCAGUCAAUAAUGAUCCAUGGUAUAUCUUUCAUGAUAAAUACGAAUUCGAAUUACUUUGGAAAGACACAAAAUGUGAUGAUACCAUUGGGCCAUUGGCAGCCGUAGAUCUAGUUUAUACCGAAAGAGUAAAAGUGCUUAUAGGACCAGUAUGCGAAUUUGUCGUAGCUGCCGUGGGUAGAUAUGCCACAAUUUGGAAGACUCCUGUUAUCACAGCUGGAGGAGCAGUUUCCAAUUUUGGAAAUAAGACUAAAUAUAAUAUAUUUACAACAUAUUUUACUUACAAAGAUUUGGCCAAUUGGUUUGUCACAAUUAUGGAAAAGUUUAACUGGAACAGGAUGUUAUACUUACUCUUUAUUGGAGGCAAAGCCAAGGCAGAGACAGGAAAGCAGCAGCUGUUCGUUUGUGAAGCUAUCCAUGAAGUUCAUAGAAAAAAUUUACAGAUGAAGAAUCGAAGUUUAGGUGAACAUCUCAAUGUGUAUAAGAUUCUAGACAGUGAGGAUUCUAGACUGUGGGAUUUGGAUCUAAUAUUUAACGAAGUAAUUAGGAAGAAAGCCAGAAUUGUCAACGUAUGCUUUAAUGCCCAAGAUCUCCGCUUCUUUAUGCUGAAGGCGCACGAAUAUGGCAUGACAAAUGGAGAAUACGUUUUCCUCUAUGUCGACUUGAGCGGAAUUACAGCAAACGGGGAAAAAAUAUGGAGAGAUGCUAACGAUACAGAUGCGAACAAUGAAAAAGCCAAAGAAGCCUUUAAAGCUUUAUUAGUUGUGGCCAUAGGCAAUCCGGAAAAAAAUGCCAAAUUCUCAAGAGCGGUCCUUGACAAAGCAACCGAACUGAACAAAGGAAGUUCAAUCGACCUACAAAAAGAGCCGAACACGGAUUUGAUUCCGGCGUUCUACGAUUCCAUUACAUUGUAUGCUUUGGCUUUAAAUGAAACCAUGGCCAAUAAAAACGAUAUCAAUGACAAUAAAGAAGUCCAGAAAAACUUAAAAAAUCGUACUUUCCAGGGUAUUACACGAACUGUUAGUAUGGAUGAAAAGGGAGACAAACAUGCUGAUUACCUUCUGCUGGAUAUGAACGAAACCGGAGUUUUUAAGACAGUGGCUCAUUACUUUGGAAAUGAAAAAAUAUAUGGGGAGACAGCGCAAAUUCUCUGGCCUUCCGGAAGUGAAGCACCCCCAGACGUUCCUAAAUGCGGCUUCGAUGGAUCCAAAUGCGUAAAAAAGAAACCGUUAGAUAUGUAUGUGUACGUCAUUAUUGGAGUGAUGUUAUUACUUACGCUGGUUAUAAUUGUGGCUGUUUUCAUUUUUUACAAGUAUCGCCAAGAUAAAGUUAUUCCCGAUUCUUUAUGGAAAAUCCCUUGGGAUGAGAUUGACUUUGGUGGCAGGGACCAUGGAAAAGCAGCUAAUAUUAAGCAUGCAGAAUCCAUCAGCAAAUUAUCUGAAACCUCUUCAAUGAUAAGUUAUACGCUUUUGAAUACAAAACCACAAACCUUCACGAAAGUUGGGAAUUAUAAGAGUACUUUGGUUGCUAUUAAGAGGGUUGGAAAAGCGGUUUCUAAUCCACCCCGAAGAGAACUGCUACAAGAGUUCAAAAAAAUGAAAGAUUUACAAAAUGAUCACGUUGCCCGGUUCAUCGGUUUUUGUAUAGACGAGCCGAAUCAAUGCAUAUUAUCCGAAUACUGUUCAAAAGGUAGUCUGGAAGACGUUCUAGAAAAUGAUCAAAUCAAAUUAGACGCGAUGUUUAAAUUCUCUUUAAUUCAGGAUAUCGUAAGGGGAAUGUCCUGCAUUCAUAGUAGUGAAAUUAAAGUUCAUGGCAAUUUGAAAAGUUCGAAUUGCGUAGUAGAUAGCAGAUUCGUACUGAAAAUAACUGAUUUCGGUGUACAUUCUCUUCGUGUGAAGAAAUCUCAAGAAGAUGAGGACAAUUUUGCAUACUUCAAAUCUAAAUUAUGGACCGCUCCAGAGCUAUUAAAUAACCCUGCUGAAGAAGUAACUCAAAAGGGCGAUGUAUAUAGCUUUGCUAUAAUAUGUCAAGAGAUAAUUUAUAGAAGAGGAGUAUUUUGGCGACAAGAUGAAAAUUUUGAGCCCCAAGAUAUAUACAAGCAAGUGAAAGAAAUGAAAAAACCUUACUUUCGCCCUACUCUAGAUUCGAUAGAUAGCAUGCUGGAGAGUGACAAAAAUUCAGAGAGUUAUCAAGAUUUAGCAAAUAUUAUAGAGAGAUGCUGGUCAAACGACCCGUUUGAUAGGCCCGAUUUUCACACACUCAAAACGUCAUUGAGGAAGAUAAAUAAAAGCGGAAGUGACAAUAUCCUUGAGCAAUUACUGUCUCGUAUGGAGCAAUAUGCAGAAAAUUUAGAAUCACUCGUGGAAGAACGUACUGCUGAUUAUCUUGAACAGAAAAAAAGAGCAGAAAAUCUUUUAUACAUGAUGCUGCCUAAAUCUGUUGCAAUGCAACUAAUGAAGGGAGAAAAAGUUGAAGCAGAAAGAUUUGACCAAGUAACUAUUUAUUUUUCGGAUAUUUGUGGAUUUACAAAAUUAUCAGCGGAAAGUACGCCGGAGCAAGUUGUUACGCUUCUGAAUGAUUUAUACACAACUUUUGAUUCGAUUAUUAACAACUUUGACGUCUAUAAGGUAAGUUCACUAAUUUAAUAUACAAAGCGUUAAGCGGUCACUGCAAAAAUAAAUAAUCUAUUAACAGGUUGAAACCAUAGGCGACGCUUAUAUGGUCGUCUCAGGCUUACCUAAAAAGACAGACUUUCAUGCCAGAGAAAUUGCACGAAUGUCGUUAGCUUUAUUAAAUGCUGUUAAAGCUUUUAAAAUCUCACAUAGGCCCAACGAUCAAUUAAAACUUCGAAUAGGAUUACAUACAGGUGAAGUAUUAGCCGGAGUUGUUGGAUUAAAGAUGCCAAGGUACUGCUUGUUCGGCGACACAGUCAAUACAGCCAGUCGAAUGGAAAGCAAUGGCCAAGCUCUGAAGAUUCAUGUAAGUCCAUGGACUAAAUCCGAACUCGACAAAUCUGGAACAUUUAUUACCGAGAAUAGGGGACCAGUCGAAAUGAAGGGUAAAGGAGCAAUUAAUACUUUUUGGUUAAUUGGUGAAAUGAGCGAAGAAAAUCCUGAUUUUGCUCCACCGGAUAUGAUAAAUAUUAAUGAUUCCAUCCACAAAGGACGGUUAUUGCAAAAUGGUCACGUCGGUAAAAACUAAUUUUCCGGCAUUUAUAUCUUGAAGGCGGAUUUCCCUGUACACAUAUUGCCAAAAAAACACAAACAUUUGCAGCUUUUAAAUAAACUGCUUUUACUGCUGUGAUAUGUACAAUAACGUCAUUAUUCCACGAGCAUUUACGAAGCUGUUAAUGAAUAAAUAUGUUUAUAAAAUUCUCAGAAUUUUUAAAACCUGCAUUAGAAAAUAUUUAUUUAAAAUAUGAUAUAUAGUAUUGUAUUAAAAGCUUUACCUAAUGGAUAAACAAGACAUAUAGACAUAUAAACAUUUCUGUACAACGUGUUCUGGCAUACUGAAGUCUAUAUUUUGAGAUAAUUGAAGUAAUAAGCAUAAUCUUUAUAUGUAUUAAAGUAUUCUUUUUCAUUUUUACUAACAGUAUAUCAAUGUAUUAAAUGUUGAAAAAAUUAUGAGACUUGUAAUGUAAAUUAUAGGCAGUAAUACAUACGCUAAAUAAGUAUGUUAGCUGUAUAAUUAUAAUUAAAUACAGUAUGUACAUGAAACAUAUAAUUAUAUAUAUACUGUAUAUAUAUGGCGU